Messenger RNA from Vombatus ursinus (common wombat), 2845 nucleotides. RefSeq names its product adenosine deaminase tRNA specific 1 (gene ADAT1). The record is from RefSeq and is a predicted model, not a curated record. NCBI's taxonomy places the organism in Eukaryota, Metazoa, Chordata, Mammalia, Diprotodontia, Vombatidae. Bases 134 to 1654 code for a protein of 506 amino acids. The transcript has 10 exons. Gene Ontology annotation, biological process: RNA processing. Gene Ontology annotation, molecular function: RNA binding; adenosine deaminase activity.
UGCGCCCCGAAAGGCUGCCUGACGUCCCAUCCGCUCAGUUGGCUGACUUCUCAGUUCCGGCGCCAGGUCCGACGGGUCAGAGGAUGACCUAGCAGAUCUGAUCCAGGUUGGUGUCAGGGCUUCUGCUCAGAUCAUGUGGACUGCAGAUGAAAUUGCCCAUCUGUGCUACACUCACUACAGCACUAGGCUGCCCAAGCAGGGAAAGCCUGAACCAGACCGAGAAUGGACCUUGCUGGCAGCUGUGGUUAAGGUGAAUUCUGCAGCAGAAGGCUCUCAUGACCCCAGUGACAAAUCCUUACCAGUAACUAAGGAAGUUGUCUCCAUGGGAACAGGAACGAAAUGCAUUGGCCUGUCCAAAAUGAGAAAAAGUGGAGACAUCCUUAAUGACAGUCAUGCUGAGGUCAUAGCCAAGAGGAAUUUCCAGAGGUACCUGUUCCAUCAGCUCAAGACUGCAGUCAGCCUGCAGGAGGACAGCAUCUUUAUGCCGGGAACCAAGACAGGGAUGUGGAAACUCAAACCAGACUUUCAUUUUGUGUUUUUUUCUAGCCACACUCCAUGUGGGGAUGCCUCCAUCAUCCCGAUGCUAGAGCUUGAAGACCAGCCUUGUUGUCCAGUCAGCCGGUCAGCAGAUGCCAUUAGUGACCCUAUGGUACUGGAUAAUAAAAGGAAAUGUGAAGAAAUCUCUGCCCACCUUAUAACCAAGAGGAUGAGGACAGAACCCAGGGAUCUUCCCAAGGAGAUCCCCAGUGAUAUAGCCGUGCAUUACUCUACUGGGAAAGAAGGAAGCUUACAAAUACCCCCAGAUUCCAGCAAUUCCAGCCCUCCAGCAAAUGGACCAGCAGCUACUCAGGGGACUGUCCCAGUUGGUGUAAAAGUAGUGGAUAUUUAUAGAACUGGAGCAAAAUGUGUGCCAGGGGGAGCCAGAGAUGCUCAGAAGCCUGGUGUCGAAUAUCACCAGGUGGGAUUACUCCGAGUGAAGCCAGGCCGAGGAGACCGGACCUGCUCUAUGUCCUGUAGUGAUAAGCUAGCGAGAUGGAACGUGCUUGGGUGCCAGGGUGCCCUGCUGAUGCACUUCCUAGAGGAGCCCAUCUACCUAGCAGCUCUGGUCGUUGGAAAAUGCCCAUACAGUUCUGAGGCCAUGAAGAGAGCCGUGAUUGGCAGGUGUCAGCAUGUGUCCAGUUUGCCCAGAGGCUUCCAAGUCCAAGAGCUGAAAAUGCUUCAGUCAAAUUUGCUGUUUGAACACAGCCGCUGUGCAGUCCAGGCAAAGACAGCUAACUGCCCAGGGAAAGUUGUUCCUUGUGGGGCUGCCAUAGGUUGGAGCUUAGUCCCAGAACAGCCUGUUGAUGUGAGCUGCAAUGGUUUCAGGCAAGGAGCUACGAAGAAGAGUGUUGGAAGCCUUCAGGCCAGAUCCAAAGUCUGUAAGGUGGAACUCUUCAACAUGUUCCUGAAUCUAGUGAGCAGUAUUUCUGAGAACAAGCGACCUGAAUCUCUCAGGGUCAAGAAGCUGGAAACAUACUGGGAAUACAAGGAGGCAGCAGCCGGCUAUCAAGAGGCCUGGAAGACACUUCAGAAGCAGGCAUUUGGCUCCUGGAUCAGAAAUUCCCCAGAUUAUCAGCAGUUUAAACGAGAAGACAAAAUCCCACAAACCCAAUAGAGACAGGAUGCUUUCCAACCUGUGUCCCACUUACUCAUAUUGGACAAAUCUCAGCUUUUCUGUUAGCUAAGGAAAAGCAAAGCUUUUGCCAAAGGAUCUUAAAAUGUUUAGCCUAUGCAGAUGUUCAUUCUGGAACACAGAGCCAAUUAGAACUGAUUGGAAUUAAUUCUGUAGUAAAAUGGCAUCUUGAUAAGAUGUGAUGUUUUUUUUCAAAUGACUGUCUUUGGCAUCUGUCACAUGUUGUGAUAGGCUCUUAGACAAUAUCCCCACCCCCCAAAAAAUUAAAUGUGUUCAAGAGAUAUAAUCUGGGGCUUCCAUCUGUUUAAUCAGAUCCUAGUGAAGCUUGUUUUUGUGCGGAGUGAAAGGAAUCUCAUCAGGAAGUUGGAGUCCUGCCUUAGAAGGAAAUACCCCUCCCUUCAGGCUAGCAGACACCAAAGUAAUUAACAUCCUCUUUUAUAAAAGGAGAUCUCUGCAACCAGGAAGCAUAAACGUCAUGCCUCCCAACCAGAAGAAAGUAUACUUCUUCCAACAUUUACAGAUAGUUGAUGACUACUUCCAAUUUUAAAAUGACCUUUUCCUAAAAGAAUCUUCCAACUUGUAGUGGUGCCUAGGGAACUGGACCCACCCUAAAGGUAUAAAAAAAAUUAAGGCAGCCUUAGAUAGCUUUACUUAUAAUCUCACUAAAUUAGCCUGUGGAGGAGGUCGGUUUAAUGUUGCUUCAGCUCUUAGUGGAUUCUAAUCCUACUCCUAGGAGAGAGCAAAUGCAAUGUUUUAAAGUUUUUCUUUGGCUUAAAUAGCAUUAUAUUUGAAUGUAUUCUUUGAAUGGCCCUUGGGCAUAAAUUGUAAUGGGAAUUGUGGAUAACUAUAUUAAGUGCUUCAUUUUGUAGUAGCAGUGCCAAGCAUUAGCUAAUAGUCUGGGAGAGAGAGGCUCAUGUGGGGGAAAAUGAUCAAUCCCUGGCACAAACUGCCCUGGCACUGCCUGAUUUGGUAAUGUCUGUUUCUAUGGAGAGCUGCCUCUUCUCAGGUGGGUUGAAAAACAAUGGGCUGAACAAAUCUUAGCCAAAGUUUUCUAGUCUUUAUACCAAUUUCCUCUUUGACUCUGGCAAGACAACUUGGAACAGUGUGGAUAUUUCAACAGUUAUUGCCCUCUCUUGUGCCCCUUCUGAAAUAAAGCUGUUCCUUUUCCAGAAA